Messenger RNA from Zingiber officinale, 575 nucleotides. Its product is annotated as bax inhibitor 1-like. Bases 12 to 365 code for a protein of 117 amino acids. Lineage: Eukaryota; Viridiplantae; Streptophyta; Magnoliopsida; Zingiberales; Zingiberaceae. The record is from RefSeq and is a predicted model, not a curated record. Gene Ontology annotation, cellular component: membrane. The transcript has 3 exons.
AGUAAUGGGCGAUGCUCAUCACUGCUUUUGUCGGAACUGCCAUCGCAUUUGCGUGUUUCUCAGGAGCCGCCCUCGUCUCCAAGAGGAGAGAAUAUCUUUACCUGGGUGGAUUGCUGUCUUCUGGCCUUUCUAUACUCGUAUGGUUGCAGUUUGCUAGUUCCCUCUUUGGUCAAUCGGCUGCUGGGUUCAAAAUUGAGGACACCCAAGAGAUCAUAGAGAGAGCCUCUCGUGGAGAGUUGGACUAUGGGAAACAUGCGUUGACCCUCUUUACAGAUUUUCUUGCAGUUUUUGUCCGUAUUCUCAACAUCAUGUUGAAAAAUGCAUCGGAGAAAUCUGAAGACAAAAGAAGGAAGAAGAAAUCUUAAUUGGUACACACUUAUCACAAGCAAAAUGUUUUAUGGUUAUGGCUUUCUCCCUGUUUCCGACUGUCAUGCGUCUGUGUUUGCUAGGACACUUGUUACAGGCUAAAUGUAAUUAUGAACUUCGAGGGUGUGACCGCGUAACGGCCUAAAGAAUGUUGUUGACUUCCGGGCUAACUUUCAUAGAUGAGAAAUGGAAGUUACUUUAUUUAAUUA